Messenger RNA from Sipha flava (yellow sugarcane aphid), 2441 nucleotides. It is a transcript of the gene mRRF2, whose product is annotated as ribosome-releasing factor 2, mitochondrial. The record is from RefSeq and is a predicted model, not a curated record. Gene Ontology annotation, biological process: ribosome disassembly; mitochondrial translation. Gene Ontology annotation, cellular component: mitochondrion. Lineage: Eukaryota; Metazoa; Arthropoda; Insecta; Hemiptera; Aphididae. The transcript has 15 exons. Gene Ontology annotation, molecular function: GTP binding; GTPase activity. Bases 180 to 2396 code for a protein of 738 amino acids.
ACGUAGUGAAAAACGAUUUAUUGUAUCUUUCCAAUUAAAUAUUUAUGUUUCCAUUUUUAUAAUCUUAUGGUUUUUUAAGUUAAUUCUGAAGUUAUGUAUUUGUUGGAAAAAUUACAAAUGUAAAUUUACUUUCGUAAAAUAUUAAUUAUUAUUAAAAAUAAGACCCUAUUAUUGAAAGAAUGUUUUUUUAUCCCCGAAAAGUGCAACAUAAUACAUGGAUUUCGUGUAUUUGGAAACGUUAUUAUUGCCACAAUAAAAAUAAAAUGUCCAAAAUAAGAAAUAUUGGUAUUUUAGCACAUAUAGACGCAGGUAAAACAACAACUACUGAAAGAAUGUUAUUUUACUCCGGUUUAAUACAUAGUAUGGGUGAAGUGCAUGAUGGCAAUACAGUUACUGAUUAUAUGGAGCAAGAAAGAAAUAGAGGUAUUACUAUAACAUCUGCUGCUGUAACCAUACCUUGGAAAAAACAUAAUAUUAAUUUGAUUGAUACUCCAGGACACAUAGAUUUUACAAUGCAAGUGGAACAGACUCUAAAUGUUCUUGAUGGUGCAGUUAUAGUGUUAGAUUCUUCAGCUGGUAGAGUUGAAGCUCAGACGUUAACUGUAUGGCGUCAAGCUGAUAGAUAUCAAAUACCUCGUAUUGUUUAUGCUAACAAAAUGGACCGAUCUGAUGCUUCAUUGCCACUAUGUGUAAAUUUACUCAAGUCAAAAUUUAAUAUUACGCCAUUACAAUUACAAAUACCAGUAAGAGAAAGCAGUGGCCGACUGAUAGGCUUAAUAGAUGUAAUAAAAAAGAAUAUAUUAACUUGGCAUGGAGAAUAUGGUCAAAAAGUAUCAUACACUCCUAUAGAAGAAAAUACCAAGCAAUGGGAGUCUUUGUGUAAAGUUAGAGAGUCACUUAUUGGAGAUUUAGCUGAUAUGGAUGAAUCGAUUGCCGAUAUUGUAUUAAAUUCUGAUGGUAUUGAUAAUUUUGAUAGUGAUAUUUUAUUAUCAGCUAUUAGACGUGUUUGUAUUACUCAUAAAGGUGUUCCAUUAUUCUGUGGUAGUUCGUACAAGAAUAUUGGUGUGCAAUCUAUUAUGGAUGGUGUUAUAAAUUAUCUUCCAUCCCCAAACGAUCGAUCAACUUUAGAUCCAUUUAAAUUUUUCGGUACAUCUAUGUCUGCUAGAGCUUUUAAAGUUGUUCAUGAAAAACAAAAAGGACCUAUUACAUUUUUAAGAGUGUAUUCAGGUACCUUACAAAAGGGUCAAAAAGUAUACAAUGCCUCUCAGUGUAAGUCUGAAAAUAUUAAUCGUGUUAUGAUGGUUUAUGCAGAUGAUUAUAAAGAAGUUGGCGAUGUACCAUUGGGAAAUAUCGUAGCUGUUACUGGAUUAAAAAGUACUGUUUGUGGAGAUUUACUUUCUAGUAGUAAUAAUGCUGUUAAAAAUGCAUUAUCUAAAUUGUCAAAAUCAAAAGGAAUGACACAAGAAGAAUCAAUUGAAGUACUUGGAGUUGAGUUGCUUAUUCCAGAUCCUGUAUUUUUUUGUUCUAUUGAACCACCUUCUCAGUCUUAUCAAUUAGCUUUGGAUAAUGCAUUAAGUCAGUUACAUAGAGAAGAUCCAAGUUUAAGAGUUCAGUAUGAUGAAGAAACCGGUCAAACAAUUUUAGCUGGUAUGGGUGAAUUACACUUAGAAGUUAUCGGUGAACGAAUUAAGACUGAAUUUAAAAUUGAUGUUGAUCUAAGUCGUCCGCAAAUUUCCUAUAAAGAAGGAUUAUUGUCUGAAGCAAAAGAAAGUCAUAGACUCGAUUUAAAAAUUGGGUCAACUACACAUAGUGUUUAUGUAGUGAUGUCAAUAUUUAAAGAUAAGUCAAAUAAAAAACUACUGUCUUUGGAUACCAGUCCUGAUAAUGCAUCCAAUACUGCAUCUAUACAUUUAAAUAAAUUAAAUAUAAUAACAUCAAGUGCUAAAGCUGCUUUAGCGCACGGCCCCAAAUUUGGAUGCCCUGUAAUCAAUGUUCGAUUUAUACUUCAUUGGUUAGAAAUUGGAAAAGGAACGUCAGAUACCGUUUUGAGUUCAGCUGUGAAUCAAUGUGUUCUAAAAUUACUAAAAUCUGGAAAAACAAAUUUACUUGAACCUAUCAUGAGCGUUGAAGUUGUAACAGAUAAUAAUAAUUCUUCCAUGGUACUUUCUGAUUUUGGAAGAAGGAGAGGAUGUAUAAAAGAUAUUACAAUUAGAUCAAAUAAUAGGGUUAUAAAUGCACUAGUGCCUUUAGCUGAUUUAUUGGGCUAUUCAAAAGAUCUUAGAACAUUUACUUCGGGUACCGCUUCAUUUUCAAUGGAAUUUCAUUCUUAUCAAGAGGUGUCUGUUAAAGAUGAAGGAGAAGCAAUAAAAAAUAUUACUGGUUUCUAUCCAUUUUAAUAGCGUAAUUUGAUUAAAUAAAAUUGUUUUUGUUAUAGUGACUAA